AUGGACCCCGAAACAGUAAGACUACUACUCGUGGGGGAUGAGAAAUGUGGCAAGACGACUUUUUUAUCCAGACUGAGCGCUGGAGAAGGCACAAGCCCGAUACCAAUUCUUCGAGACAUUGACCAGCCGUUCGUAUUCAAUAUAAACCUUGGAGAGAAGAAGUUUCGUCUCGAGUUUUCUGAUACCUCUAGCCCGGACAACUGGCGGCUUCUUGAUCCGGAUGUGAUUGUUAUAUGUUACGAUAUCAGCCAACGACUAAGUCUCAUAAACAUGAAGCGAUAUUGGAUCGACGAGGCUAAGAGGACGUUCAAACGAGUCGACACUUUGCCCAUCAUCAUUCUUGGUUUAAAGAGAGACCUCAGGUCUGAGAACGACCCCAAUGGCAUUAUUUAUCCGCAGGAAGCGUAUCAGCUGGCACAAACCAUGAGGGCAGAUCGAUAUGUCGAAUGCUCGGCUGCGACGGGGGAGCUCCUCAAGCCUGCCUUUGAGGAUAUCUGCAAGACAGCCACCAAGACUACCACUGCAGCUGGGGGGCAGAGCGAGGGGGGCUGUAUAGUAAUGUGA
Molecule: messenger RNA, 564 nt
Organism: Metarhizium robertsii ARSEF 23
Lineage: Eukaryota; Fungi; Ascomycota; Sordariomycetes; Hypocreales; Clavicipitaceae
Product: Small GTPase superfamily
Exons: 3
Coding region: 1-564 (187 amino acids)
Biological process (GO): small GTPase-mediated signal transduction
Molecular function (GO): GTP binding; GTPase activity
Source: RefSeq, a predicted model, not a curated record